AUGAUAGUGUGCCAAGGUUCUAUGUUGAUAAAACUUUCUGAUUUAGGUUCAAGUCUGCCACUAUCAACAUUGACAACCGGCACUCCAGUAACAACAUUUACAACCACGAUUCCAGUGACAACUCCCCCACCUGCACCCUCGGUUGAACGUAUACCUGCCACAUUAGAACAAGAAUAUUAUAAAAUCUACCUCGAACCAAAUUUAAUCAACAAUACAUUUAGAGGUCAAGUAGAAUAUCAGUUUCGAUGUCUCAGAAGUACACCAUUAAUUCAUUUGCAUAUGGUCGAUCUUAUGAUUCACAAUUCAUCGAUUAGCAUAACGUUCCCAACGUCUGGAAGUCCGCAGUAUGAAUCAUGGGACUAUGAUAAAUACAAUGAAUUUAUGAUAAUUAGAUUCGAUUCAAAUUUCGUCGAAGGCACUGUCUAUCAUUUAAAUAUAAGUUAUUCUGGUAUUCUUUCUGAUAGUUUAACUGGACUUUAUAUUAGUAAAUAUAACGAUACAAAAAAUCAACCGAAAACAUUGAUGACAUCACAAAUGGAACCAACUCAUGCACGAACAGCGUUUCCAUGCAUAGAUGAACCAGGAAGAAAAGCUAUAUUUCAAAUUAGUAUCAGACAUAAUUCUCCUUAUACUGUAUGGUCAAAUACACGAGCAGAAAGUGAAAUUGAUCAAGGUGAUGGUACAAUAAUAACCACAUUCAAACCUACAUUGAAAAUGUCAACAUUUAUUCUCGCUUUAAUUAUGGCUCUUGAACAAGAUUUCGGUUGUAGACAGGCACAAGCAGUUCCAGGAUAUAAAAAUAGUAGUCAUAUUAUACAAUCAAGAGUAUGUGGGAGAAAAGAUAUUUUAGAACAGUUAGCUUAUGCUGAAGAAGUUGCGACUGAGUCAUUACGUUUUUUCAACGAAUAUUAUGAUAUGGAUUAUCCUCUAGAGAAAAUUGAUCAUUUUGCUGUACCAGAUUUUGGAGCGGGUGCUAUGGAAAAUUAUGGUUUACUUAUAUAUCGAGAAGUUGGACUGUUUUUUGAUGAGAAAACGGUAUCUGCAUCACGUAAACAAUAUAUAACAACAGUAGUCGCACAUGAAGUUGCUCAUCAAUGGUUUGGAAAUUUAGUAUCGCCAGAAUGGUGGGGUGAAUUAUGGUUGAAAGAAGGCUUUGCUAGUUAUAUGGAAACAUUAGCAAGUGAUCGUAUUGAACCAGAUUGGAAACAAGAUGAACGCUUUGUUGUAGAAAAAAUAUUUUCGUUUAUGGAAGCUGAUUCAUUACCCACAUCACGUCCUAUUAGCAUUAACUCAACGAAUCCUGCUGACAUUUUUCAAUUAUUUGAUUCCAUUACCUAUGAUAAAGGUGCAACACUUAUUCGUAUGAUGAGUAUGUUUUUAGGAAAUACAACAUUUCAAGAAGGUAUACAAAACUAUUUAAAAAACCUCAGUUAUAGUUCGGCAAAAGAAGACGACCUAUGGUCAUAUUUGAGUACAGCAGCUAAAGACACUAUUUCUGUGGGUAUAAUAAUGAAUGGCUGGACAAGACAACCUGGCUAUCCAGUCGUUGAAAUUCAACGAACUUAUGGCACAACGAAACAAUUGGACAUAACACAAACACCAUUUAGUCUAUUUUCAUCGGAAACAAAAGAUGAAAAAUGGUGGAUACCAUUCAAAUAUUUUGAUACACAAACAGUUAAUAGAGCCGAUAGUCAAACGUUGAUUUGGAUAAACGAAACAACAAAAACAAUCAGUAUAACAACCGAUGAUGACAAAUGGAUUUUAGCUAAUCCCGGUUAUCUUGGUAUCUAUAGGACUAAAUAUGAUCAAGAAAACUUUCGCCUCAUUCUUGAGCAACUCAAACAAGAUCAUACUCGAAUACCAGUUAUAACUCGUGGUGCAUUAAUCGAUGAUACAUUUGCUCUCAUUCGUACAGGAAAAGUAAAUACUACCGAUGCUUACAAACUUUUAGGCUACUUAAAAAAUGAAAGAGAAUUUGUACCAUGGACAGGUGCAUUUUCAGCUAUGAGAUACCAAGAAGAUUUGUUGAGUGGUACCGAAAUUCUAAACAGUGUACAAGAACAUUUUCUUGAACUAAUAUUACCACUCUACAAUCAAAUUGGAUGGGAUCCAGUUGAUCAAUCGAAAGAUUGGCUAACAGCACUUCUUCAACCAAGUGUUUUGUCGGCUUCAUGUCGAUAUGGACACAAAAAUUGUAUUGAUUCAGCACGUAGUAGAUUUCUUCGAUGGAAAAUGAAUCCGUCUCUAAAUCAAAUUCCAGCCACACUACGUUCUACUGUUUAUUGUAUAGCGAUACGGGAUGGAACAACGGAUGAUUUUAAUUUUCUAUGGGAUCGUUUACAAAGUGAAGCAGUGGCCAGCGAAGUAUUAAAUUUAUUAAAUGGAAUGGCAUGUACACGAGAUAAUAAUUUGAUGGUAUUUUUUCUUAAUCAACAUUUGAAAAAUAAUUCGGCUAUUCGAGAACAAGACAUGGCAGCAUCGCUAGAACGUAUUGCUCGUUCACCACAAGGAAAUUAUCAAGCAUGGACUUAUGUACGUGAAAAUUGGUCGAAACUAUUUGCAAAAUUUGGUAGAUCAUUAGUAUUGGGUGACAUUAUUGAUGCAGUUACAAAUCGAUUUGUUACAACUAUACAGCGUGAUGAAUUUAAAGCAUUUGCAGAUUCAAUUCCAGAUAAAGGCACCGCCUCACGUCAAUUCAUUUUAUCAAUGGACAAAAUUAAUGCAGCAAUAAAUUGGAGAAAUCAGAAUAUUGAUCCUCUUACAGAGUAUAUUGAUCCAAGUGGUCUUGCAACGGAUAAAAGUCAACGUUUGCCAUCGGAUGUUGUUCCUACUCGUUAUUCUCUCUGGAUAAAACCCUAUUUAAAUAUCACAAAUGAUAAUUUACGUUUUUCGGUAUUUGAUGGCGUAGUGAAUAUCUCAUUGAAUGUGCGACAUGAGACGAAUCGGAUUGUUUUACAUACAAAGUAUAUCGACAUAAUAAAUGUUAGAUUAAUAAGCAGCGACAAUACACAAGUAACAACACAUUCAUUCGAUGAAGAAAGAGACUUCUUCAUCAUCAUGUUAAAUAAAAAUUUGACAUUAGGUUCAUCACCUACUCUUUACAUACAAUAUGUUGGCGAAUUAAGAAAUGACACGUAUGGAUUCUAUUUGAGUUCUUAUGUUCGUUCUGACAAAACUCGUGGCUAUUUGGUAGCAUCACAAAUGGAGCCAAUAGCUGCCAGACGAGCAUUGCCAUGUUUUGAUGAGCCAGCAUUGAAAGCACGGUAUGUAAUCGCAGUUGAACAUGAUAAACGAUACACGGCACAGAGUAACAUGGAAGCAACUGGUCCACCAAUACCGGUACCAAACGAUAAUGAUUGGGUCACCACAACAUUUGCGGAAUCCGUGCCUAUGAGCUCCUAUUUAUUGGGUUUAGUUGUGUCCGAUUUUAAAUGUAUCACAAAUACGACAACCGGUAGAUGGCGCAAUAUAACCACACGAGCUUGUGCACAACAAGAAAAAGUAGAAGAAUUAGAUUAUGCAUUAACAGUGGCUAGUCAAAACAUAGAAGAUUUUGAAAUACAAUAUGAUCUCAGUUAUCCGUUAAGAAAAGUAGACCAUAUAGCUGUACCAGAUUUUGAUGCAGGUGCAAUGGAAAAUUGGGGAAUUAUUAUUUAUCGUGAAACAAGGUUAUUUUAUAAUAUAAAAACGUCAACAUCGUCGAAUAAACAAGACGUUGCAUUGGUUAUUGUACACGAGCUAGCACAUCAAUGGUUUGGUGAUUUAGUAUCCCCUGCUUGGUGGGAUGAUUUGUGGCUUAAUGAAGGUUUUGCUAAAUGGAUGGAGUUUGUUGGUACAGAUCGCAUUCAUCCUGAGUGGCAUUUGUAUGAACAAUUUAUUAGCCAACGGUGGUUAGCCGUUAUGCAGAAUGAUGCUGUCUCAUUUUCUCAUCCGAUAAAUAUGCAGAUAACACGCAAUGAUCAAUUAACUUCAAUAUUUGAUGCUAUCACUUAUUCUAAAGGUUCAUCACUAUUACGAAUGAUGAGAAAUUUUAUGGGUGAAAGCACAUUUAACAAAGGUGUCGCUCAAUAUUUAGACAAACAUAAAUAUGGGACGGCUAAACAAACAGAUUUAUGGACCGCCAUGGGGCAAGCAAUGAUAGAAAAUAAUAUUGCUCUACCAAUGAAUACGACAUUGGAAGAAAUUAUGAGUACAUGGACCGAUCAAAUGGGUUAUCCGUAUAUACAAAUCGACCGAAAUUAUGGGUCAAAUACCGUUAACAUCACACAAAAACAAUUUUUAUUUGACAUUGAUGCUCAACCACCAAAAUCUCCACACAAUUAUCUCUGGUGGAUACCACUGAAAAUGCGCUCACAAAGAGCAAAUCAAUCGAACAUAAUGUGGCUUAGUAAAAAUAAACGUACAGAAUAUAAUGUACUGUCUGUAUCGAGUUCAUCUAGUGAUUGGUUACUAGGUAAUCCCGAUUUAUUAGGAUUUUUUCGAACAAAUUACGAUGAACAGAAUUGGAAAUUAAUUAUAAAACAACUUGAAAAUGAUCAUGAAAGCUUUACAGUAACAGAACGAGCAGGACUAGUUGACGAUGUGUUUAAUUUGGCUCGGGCAGGCAUUGUUCCGGCAUCGUUGAUAUUUGACAUAUUAAAAUACGCCACAAAAGAACAAAAAUAUAUUGUCUGGGAACGUAUACUAUCUGGAGCAAGUUAUAUUGAGCAAAUGUUAAGUAAUACGCCCACCUAUGAUCUAUUUAAAAGUUACAUGACCGACUUGAUAUUACCCAUUUAUGAUAGUUUGACAUGGACAGAACAACCUAAUGAAGACUGGCUUUCAUCAUUACAUCGUGAUCUCGUUGUAUCAGCUGCAUGCCGAUAUGAUACUGACGAUUGUACUUCGUUUGCAAUAAAAAAAUUUGCGGAAUGGCAGAAUGAACCAUCAAUUAAUAAUAUCGAUGCUAAUCAACGUCGUGUUGUUUAUUGUACAGCGAUUCGUUUAGGUUCACGUGGUGAAUUUUAUUUUCUACUGAAUCAAUAUCAGCAGUCAAAUGAUCCACAAGAAAAAGCUCGUAUUCAAAUAGCUUUAACAUGUACACGAGAUAUUGAAUUAUUACAAUAUUUAUUGGUCAUUCAUUUAGAUCCGAAUAUUAUACGACGACAAGAUGCUUUAUCGGGAAUACGAUCGGUAUGUCGUAAUUUUGUAGCUGAAGCAGAAUGUUGGUCAUUUAUACAAAGACGAUGGAACUUUUUGUUCAGAGAAUAUGGUGGUUCAUUGAGUUUUGCAGAUCUAAUUAAAGAUAUAACAGCUCGAUUUAAUACGGAAAGUCAAUUAACGGAUUUUGAGCGUUUUUCCGCAGGAAUUCAAGACAAAGGUGCUGCAGAUUCAGAAUUUAAAUCGACAAUCGAACGUAUACGAGCAAAUAUAUAUUGGAUAAAUAAAGCUGAACCUGACAUCUCCUCAUGGUUCCUUAAUCGUACAUUAAAUAUCAGACUACCGACAGACUGGACACCCACUUUAUAUGAAAUUGAAAUUGAUGUUCAAUUACAGAGCACAUAUCCGAAUAAUACUGAACCAAAUACAAAAUUUAGUGGACACACCAUCGUUACAGUGAAUUGCAGUCGAUCAACAUCAGAAUUAAAAAUUCAUUCAAAAAAUCUAAGAAUUCAAUCAGCUACACUAAAACGAAGUGAUAAUACAAAGAAUAUUUUAAUUGAUUGGUCAUUUCUAAAUUUAACCGAAAUAAUGGUAUGUCGUCUAAGUGAACGAUGUCAGUUAAAUCAAGUGUAUAUGCUUGACAUAUAUUCUUCAGCAGAAUUAGAUCGAGACAUGGCUGGUUUUUAUUUAAGUAGAUACGAUGUGACGACUAAUAGCGAAAUAGUAACACACAAUAUUGGAGCAACACAUAUGCAACCUACUGUUGCACGGAAAGUGUUUCCAUGUUUCGAUGAACCAGCGAUGAAAGCAAAAUUUAAUAUUUCAAUUAUACAUGACGCGAGUUUCCCAACUGUUCGAUCAAAUGGGGAAUUAAUACAGACCACAACAUUUCCCAAUGGACGUAAACGCUCUCAGUUUGAUAUUACACCACCCAUGUCAACUUAUUUAGUCGCAUUUGUUGUAACAGAUUUUGAAUGUAUUAGCGCCAAAACCAAUAAAAAUAUAACAGUGUCAGUUUGCGGUCGUCCAGAAGCCAUUCUAAACUCUGAAGGUGAUUAUGCACUGGAUGUUGGUUCCGAUGUGCUUACCUAUUUUGAAGAAUCAUAUAAUGUAUCGUAUCCACUAACAAAAUGUGACCAUUUCGCUAUUCCAGAUUUCUCAGCAGGUGCAAUGGAAAAUUGGGGACUAAUCACCUAUCGAGAGACUGCUCUAUUGUACAAUAAUAAAACGGGUAAUUUAGCCAAUAAACUACGGGUUGGAGAAGUUGUUUCACACGAAGUUGCACAUCAAUGGUUUGGUAACAUUGUUACGCCUCUAUGGUGGAAUGAUAUCUGGCUCAAUGAAGGAUUUGCAUCAUGGGUGGAAAUAUUGGGUUUAAAUAAUUCUAGUCCAGAAUUUCAUCCAUUAGACGUUUUUGUAACAGCUACACUUCAUCGUGCAUUAGUUAUGGAUAGUCUGUUUUCUAGUCAUCCAAUAAGUGUCGAUGUUGAACAUCCAGAUGAAAUUAAUUCAAUAUUCGAUGCUAUAUCAUAUGACAAGGGUGCAUCGAUAUUACGAAUGAUCUACAUGGUGAUUACUGAGCAAAGAUUUUAUAAAGGUGUCUCAGAAUAUCUCAAUGCGUUUGCCUUUAAAAAUGCAGUACAAGAUCAAUUGUGGGAAUAUUUGACCAAUGCUACGACGCCAUCGUCUAUUCUUGAUGGAGAAGAGAUUAAAACCAUAAUGGACACAUGGACAUUACAAGAAGGAUAUCCAUUACUUACUGUUACACGAAAUAGUGCAAAUGGUCAAGCAACAAUUAGACAAAAACGUUUUGUUUUAGAUCCAAAUUCGACAAAUCAAACAUCCAACUAUGUUAAUCCGUUUAACCUACCAUUUCAAUGGUAUAUUCCAUACACUUAUCAAUCUGCAAGUGGAGUUCUAUCACCGUUCGAAUGGUUAAAACCAAAUGAAACUAAAAUAAUUAAUAUACCUGGAAAUUCUGAUGACUGGUUAUUAUUUAACAUUGAUCAAUUUGGUUUUUAUCGUGUCAAUUAUGAUUUGGCUAAUUGGGAUCGAAUAAUGGGUGCAUUAAAAACUUCUAGUUAUAAUACAUCGUUUAGUAGUGUAACACGUUCACAAUUAAUCGAUGAUUCGUUUAAUUUAGCUCGUUCGAGAGAUUUGGAUGCCACUGUACCGUUAAAAUUGUCAACAUAUUUAUGUAAUGAAACAGAAUAUAUUCCAUUUUCAUCAUUUUCCACAAAUAUUCAAUAUCCACUUAUCAUGUUUAGUCAAAAUGAAAGUAGUACAGCUUAUAAACAACUUCAAAUGUAUGUUCAAAAUUUAGAAAAACCAAUUUAUACCGUCUUAGGAUGGGAUUCAGCUGUUGAUGAUGAUUAUUUAAAACGUCAACUUGGCUCACUUGUUAUCGGUGAUUUAUGUGCUAAUGGUUUAACAGAAUGUUCUAAUCGAGCAGUUCAAGAAUAUUCACAAUGGAAACAAAAUUCAACAUAUUCAAUAAAUCCGGAUUAUCGUAGUACGGUCUAUUGUCAAGGUGUUAAAAGUGGAACAGAUGAUGAUUAUAAUUUUAUAUUAAAUAAAUAUAAAUUGUCAAAUGAUCAAGUGGAAAAAAAUCGUUUUGGUUAUGCUCUAACAUGUACGAGAAAUGAACGAUUAUUAGGUGAAUUACUGAAUGAUACAUUAAAAGGAGAGUAUAUUCGAUUACAAGAUUCUUCAACAUUCAUAGGACGUAUUAGUGUACAACCAGGUGGUCAAAAACUGACAUGGAAAUUUAUUUCAACACGUUGGGCAGAAUUAGUUCAAAAACUUGGCAGUUUAAGUUUUACACUUAGUAGUAUUGUUGAGAGUGUACUUCAGUAUGUGAAUACGGACGAAGACCUUCGAAAUAUUGAAACAUUUAUUGCAAAUACACAAGAUUUAUCUAUAGCAGAACGGGCAUUUUUAUCAUCAAUUGAAAAAAUACAUGCCAAUAUUCGAUGGAUGAAUACAAUUGGAAAUGACUUUAGAAGAUGGUUAGAUUCAAAUGUUAAUCAAACAGGAUGUAAUUCGUAG
Didymodactylos carnosus is the source of this 8190-nucleotide messenger RNA. NCBI's taxonomy places the organism in Eukaryota, Metazoa, Rotifera, Eurotatoria, Philodinida, Philodinidae. The record is from the annotation of a GenBank genome assembly.